Carya illinoinensis is the source of this 1709-nucleotide messenger RNA. Its product is annotated as protein RETICULATA-RELATED 3, chloroplastic-like. The transcript is spliced from 2 exons. The coding region runs from base 407 to 1522 and encodes 371 amino acids. The record is from RefSeq and is a predicted model, not a curated record. NCBI's taxonomy places the organism in Eukaryota, Viridiplantae, Streptophyta, Magnoliopsida, Fagales, Juglandaceae.
GGAUAUUGGGCCGCGCAGCUCACUAACGGAGGGAUGUUAGCUAUGCAAGUCAAUCCCCACUAACGGAGGGAUGGCUCUUUUUCCUCCAUAUCCGUCCAUGUUCAUCCCACGUUAUACGCCGUCGUAUUUUUAUUUAGGGUUUAAGCCUAUUUAGAGCGUCUCUCUCUCUCUCUCUCUAAGACAUGAAAUGAAGGGUAUACCUACUCCUACCACCACCUUUAUAUAUUUUGUUCUUCCCGAGCCGAUCCACGAGCUGCAGGGAGGCAGAUUCCAUUCCAUUACCCAGACACUUUGAUCUUCUUUUGCAAUUCAUAGAUCGGUCCGAUCUAGUUUUGAUAUAACACUCCCUUUUCUGUAUUUGAACCCCCGCCGCCCAAAAAACAAAAGUUCUUGAAUUUUGGAGAAUAUGGUGGUGGGCAUGGCGCAGCUUCAGCUUCGUUACUCUGCUUCUUCUAUUCCCAGGCAAUACCAAUACUGCCGCAACGUCUCCGAUGAUCAUCGCUUUGGUGCUACUUCUAUUUCUUUUCCAUUUUCUUCUUCGUCAUCUCAAAACUGCUCCCUUCAUCCGAUCCACAAGAAUCUCUCCAAACCCUACAUCUUGGGUGGGAAAUCCGAGCUUCCCUUCGCCGGAGGCGGAGAUCGCAACAAUGGGGUUGGACACGGCGGCGGAGGCGGCGAUCAUGGAGGCUCCAGUGGAGAUGGGAAUGAUUUCGGAGAUCCAUCAUCAUCUUCUGGGGCUGGUUUUGGGAUUCUGGGUCUUUUUCUAAACGGAUGGAGAUCCAGGGUUGCAGCCGAUCCCCAGUUCCCUUUUAAGGUUCUCAUGGAGGAAUUGGUGGGAGUCACCGCUUGUGUUCUCGGGGACAUGGCAUCCCGUCCCAACUUUGGUCUCAACGAGCUUGACUUUGUUUUCUCCACGCUCGUUGUCGGAUCCAUAUUGAACUUCACUCUUAUGUAUCUUUUGGCACCAACCCUGUCUGCAUCGUCCGCUAAUCUCCCUUCCAUCUUUGCCAGUUGUCCCACGAGCCAUAUGUUUGAACCGGGUGCCUAUACCGUUUUCAAUCGGUUUGGGACGUUUGUGUACAAAGGUGUAGUCUUUGCUGCGGUUGGGUUCGCCGCGGGGCUUGUGGGGACUGCCCUCUCAAACGCGUUGAUCAGUCUAAGGAAGAAGAUGGACCCCAAUUUCGAGACUCCAAACAAGGCUCCUCCGACGCUUUUAAAUGCACUCACUUGGGCCGCUCACAUGGGUAUUAGUAGCAACUUCAGGUACCAAACUUUGAAUGGGAUCGAGUUUGUGCUGGCUAAGGGGCUGCCUCCUUUGGCGUUCAAGUCCUCGGUGGUGGUUCUCAGAUGCUUAAACAAUGUUCUUGGAGGUAUGUCAUUUGUGAUUCUGGCCAGGAUGACGGGGUCACAGAGCGUUGGGGAAGCAAAGCCGGUUGCAGGAGAGGUUGGGUCCGUCCCAGAGAAGGAGAAGUUGAUUGAUGGGGCCGAGCAUAUCCAGAGCAAUCCGUCGACUUGCAAGUGAUGUAUUCCAAUUGGGUUCAUCUUCAUUUCAGCCUUUUUGGCUCUGCUUUUUUUUUUUUUUUUAAUUAGGCAUGUUUUUAGAAUUUUCCUAUCAAUUUGCGUAUGUUCCUAACUUCGGCUUUGCUUUGGGGCCCAUCCCGAUCAUGAUAAUAAUUUAGUGAGUAAUAAGAACUUCAAUCUUAUUUCUA